GGCAAAAUUACUAAUAUGUCCGAGCAGCACACUGUUCCCAGCAAACAACUCAUCCCAUCAAAGACACACACACACACACACAGAGCCAAGAACCAGAUAAUGUCUUGUGUCUCUCUGUGGCUUUCAUGCGCUUCUGAAUUCAGCAAGAACACCACAUUUACAUCAUCAAUUUCCUGGCAUCUUUCCAUCAAGAAAUGUGCAGCAGAGAGGGGAUUAAACCUGAAAUCCCCUGGAAGAGGAAAACUAUUUCCAGGAUGUAAUAACACCCGCAGGCAACAUAUGUGCAGAGCUCAUUGUUCUUCUCAAGUUCCAACCUCAAUAUCCAAGAUUUCAGAUUCAGGGUGUGUGGGAAGACUUGUGUUGGUGGAUUUGGAGCCUGGAUCAGCGAAGCUGGCAAUAGGGUUUGUUGGGCCGUUGUUGUCUGGAUUUGGGUUUCUGUUCAUAUUGAGAAUUGUGAUGUCUUGGUACCCUAAGCUGCCUGUGGAGAAGUUCCCGUAUGUGAUAGCGUAUGCACCGACGGAGCCAUUGCUGGUUCAGACAAGGAAGCUGAUUCCGCCGCUGGGUGGAGUUGAUGUUACUCCUGUUGUCUGGUUUGGGCUGCUUAGUUUCCUUAAUGAGAUAUUGGUCGGGCCGCAGGGGAUUCUUGUGCUUCUCUCUCAGCAGGUUUAGGGUUUUUGUUCUGAUGAUCCACUUCUCAUUUCUCUUUUUACAUGAUAGAGAUGAAAGAAGAGACUCAUUGCUCUAUGUAUGCCCACUUGAAAGCCUCGUCAUUCAUAUUUUGUCCUGAAAUUGCAACUUAGAUUAAGAAAAUAGAAAAGAAAAUUGAAAGCUUUAUUUGGUUUCA
Molecule: messenger RNA, 844 nt
Organism: Sesamum indicum (sesame)
Lineage: Eukaryota; Viridiplantae; Streptophyta; Magnoliopsida; Lamiales; Pedaliaceae
Gene: CCB3
Product: cofactor assembly, complex C (B6F)
Cellular component (GO): chloroplast thylakoid membrane
Source: RefSeq, a predicted model, not a curated record